AUGACUGCCAAACUCAUCAAGAGCGUUACUACACAAGGACCACCUGGUAUAGUUAUUCCAGAUACUGAAGGGGAUAAAAGUUAUUAUAAAGGAGAUCCGGGGCUACCAGGACCCUCAGGUCUUCCAGGACCACGAGGAAGAAUGGGAUCUUCAGGUUCACCUGGCCUUCCAGGACCCAAAGGCUACAAAGGGGAGCCUGGAAGGCCAGGUUCUAAUGGCCCGCCUGGUCCCCACGGGCCACCAGGAAACAUCGGUCUACCUGGGCAACGAGGAGUCACUGGGGACCAAGGCCCUCCUGGACAACAAGGCCUGCCAGGAGAUCCAGGCCUGUGUCCUCCACUUUCUGCUGGCUUCUUGAUUGUGUUGCAUAGUCAGUCACAGAACGUACCUACAUGUCCUCAAAACAUGAAUAGUCUUUGGCAAGGAUAUAGCUUGCUUUAUCUGGAGGGCCAAUCAAAGUCUCACAAUCAAGAUCUUGGUCUAGCUGGCUCUUGUCUGCCAAUGUUCAGUACUAUGCCAUUUGCAUAUUGCAGCAUUGAUGAAGUUUGUCACUAUGCCACUAGAAAUGACAAAUCCUAUUGGCUGUCUACCACCGCACCUGUCCCCAUGAUACCACUCAUUGAACAAGAGAUCGCACCUUAUAUCAGCAGGUGUUCUGUCUGUGAAGCGCCUUCUGUCGCAGUGGCUGUACAUAGCCAGGACCAGACCAUCCCUCCUUGCCCAUCAGGGUGGGUCAGCCUUUGGACUGGAUAUUCCUUUUUGAUGCACACAGGAGCUGGUGCCGAAGGCGGGGGUCAGUCUCUAACAUCACCUGGCAGCUGCCUGGAAGAUUUCCGCUCAACGCCGUUCAUUGAGUGCCAAGGAGCUCGUGGCACCUGCCACUACUUUACUGAUAAAUACAGCUUUUGGCUGACAACUGUGCAACCAAGCCACCAGUUUGGACCGUCUGCUCCAUCAGAAACUCUCAAAAUAGAGCAAUUACAAAGACAAAGAGUUAGUAGAUGUCAGGUUUGUCUGAAAAGAUAA
Molecule: messenger RNA, 1026 nt
Organism: Carcharodon carcharias (great white shark)
Lineage: Eukaryota; Metazoa; Chordata; Chondrichthyes; Lamniformes; Lamnidae
Product: collagen alpha-2(IV) chain-like
Exons: 6
Coding region: 1-1026 (341 amino acids)
Cellular component (GO): collagen trimer
Molecular function (GO): extracellular matrix structural constituent
Source: RefSeq, a predicted model, not a curated record